CUCGUUUCGAUGUCGAAUAACACAAAUACAUUUUAACAAACAAAUAUACAAAGGCGAUAUACGGCACGACAUCUAGUGGCGGAUUGGAGGCAGUGCAUCCAAGUGCGCAUUCAAGUGCCCGAAGCCUGCAGUCAAGAGUGGACAAUCCUCUACACACCCACACAUAGAGGCAAGACUGCGUGUGUGUGAGGCGUGUGUGCUUCUGUGCGAGCAUAUCUCGCUCAUGUGUGUGUGGUUAGUGCGUACUGUCGUCGUAGCAGAAGAGGAAGCAGCAGAAAGGAGCAGCAGACAGAAGACGCAAGUCGCGAUUCCCUAGUCGCGGAGUCCAGGGCAGUAGCCGUAACUGUGACAGAAGAAAAAAACCAGCGCAGCAAAAACCACAUACAACCCACACAGAAACUAACAUACACACAAAAACAGUCAAAAAUGCAACAGCAGCAGGAAUCGGGCGGCGAGGAAAGCUGGCUCGAGGAGCAGUGUCACCAUGAAAUUGACGGCCAGCAUGAUGAAUUCGAACGGGAGUAUGUGCGUCAGCGUGACAACAAUUUAGGCACCGUCUGGGGAGCAUUCCAGGAUUCGGCCACCGCUGUGGCCCAGCUCUAUCGCGAGCGCUCAUCGAACGCAUUUUCCUCAGACACAGGAGCCCUUUGGCUGCCCUUCCAGACCGCAGCUGGCACUGUGACAACACUUUACAAAGAAUCAUGUGAUGGUCUCAAGCGCACUAGCGAUGCUGCUGUACAGUGCGGAUAUCAACGCCGCACACGGGAGCUAGCAGAUUGGGCGCGCAGCAAAAAACGGCGUAUGAUACGCCGGGAGGAUCUAUUGGCCUAUCUAGCCGGAAAACCGAUGCCGCCAUAUAACACAAAUCCACAUGCCAAUCGUCGGUCACCAAAACCAGAGCAUAACCACGGCGGUGGCGGCGGACAUUUUUCGACCAGCGGAGGACCAGGCUCUGGCCUGGGCUUUCUCGGAUCUGGCCUGGACCUGCCCGGUGGCCCACUGACAGGAGCUUCGGGACAGCCAUCGCAUUUGUUGUCGCCAGCUGUCGUACAGGGUGGUGGUGGCGGUGCCCCGGGGGCUGGCAUCGGCGAUGAUUUGCACACCUUCAAGGAGGCUUUGGUUUUGCGCCCACGUGGGCCGGAACUAUUUGCAUUUGUUGCCAAUGAAAUAGCGCGUCACUGCAAGCGUCCCGGCAGUCCCAUCGACGAUAAAAUGGAUAUAUGCCACUAUAGCAGUAAACGACAGCGCUUCAUGAAAUCGCCCACUCAGCCACAUUCUCCCCCCUCCUAGACCACAUCUCCGCUAAAGGAAGGAUCUCCACGCCAGUUCUCUGGGUCGGCGUGGUGUCUCUGCCCCAAGCCACAAAAAAAGCUAAAUUCCACCUAAACUGAAAUUUAAAUAAAAAAAAAACAACAAAAAACGCUACAACAAGCAUUACUUAUGCGCAUGGAAGGCACAUAUACUAAAAAAUCAGGCAGAAUAUGAUAUAUAGAAUCUGUGUGUUGGUGGUUAGUAGCCCCGCAAGUUUCUAGCUAGCCAGGUUAUACAUCUAUUAAUACGUAUGUACGUACAUAUAGCUAUGUAUGUGAAUAGGAAACGAUGUUGUAACACACACACACACAAUGCUGUUCUAUUCAGAAUAUGUAACACACACAAACACACACACACAAAUUACUAAGCGAAACAACAAAAUGGGAAAGGCGAAGAGAAAGGAGGAAGGAGGAGUAUCAGAGAGAUGAUGGCAAAGUCAAGCGGAAGCUGAUGUCCUAAGAGAAUAAUGAAAUGUAAUUAUAUGUACUAAAAUUUAAACAACUUAACAAUUACAAAACAAAACAAGCAAAAAAAAUUUAAAAAAACGAAAGCAAAAAACCAUAAAAAAAAUACAGCGUGACCGGAAGCAAAAAUUAUAAGUUAAAU
Drosophila persimilis is the source of this 1917-nucleotide messenger RNA. Its product is annotated as UPF0472 protein C16orf72. The coding region runs from base 427 to 1290 and encodes 287 amino acids. The record is from RefSeq and is a predicted model, not a curated record. The transcript is spliced from 6 exons. Lineage: Eukaryota; Metazoa; Arthropoda; Insecta; Diptera; Drosophilidae.